AUUUCGAUAAAUUUAAUUUUCAUUAUGUUGAGGGGAGUGUUACGUAAAUCAGUGCCCAAGUGGCUGUUUGAACCGAAUGCUAACCAUCAUAACUACGUGUCCUCUGACAUCCUGGCUCAGAUAGAGAAGGAGUGCGACAGAUACUGCCCGGUACCCAGGAUUCCACCACAUAAGGUGACAGUUAUAGGUGGUGGCAGCGACGUGGGGCGUAUUGUGUCAUUGUUUCUCAAGCAGCAGAAGAUCAUCAAAGUACUGUCUCUCUACGACGAAGAGCCAGAGAACAAUGUCCUUGGCGUUGCUACUGACCUCGCUCACAUGGACACGAGCACUACUGUGGAGGCUUACCAGGGCAGAGUCUUUAUGAGACAAGCUCUUACCGACGCGGAUGUGGUGCUGAUAUGCGGUGGGCACUACCUGAUGCCGCCUUGCUGCUGCACUCUCGACCGGGACCUGUUCUUCCGGAACAUGCAGUUUGUGCGCACAGCGACUAUCGCGUGCGCGCAGUUCUGUCCGCAAGCCGUCAUUGCUUUACAGACACCGCCAGUUGACUGCAACUUUGCGCUAUGUGUUGAUACUCUCAAGGUAGCGUGUGUAUACGACAAGCGCAAAGUGCUGGGCGUGAACGCCAUCAACUCGAUGCGAGCCAACCAGUUGUUCUGCUCGCUGACCGAAAGCGACCCUGCUACAACCACGACCCCCGUGGUUGGAGGCACUGGCAGGUGUACCCGGGUGCCUGUCUUCUCUGCUGCGAAAGACUCCGCUAAUUUGAGCUUGUGCAAUUUUCCACAGACUCAAUUGGACUGCUCAACGCGUCUGGUCCGCGAGGCAGACGACAUCAUCUGUCGGGUGAAGUCCAACCACGAGCCGGGGCAUCUGUCUAUCGGGUUCUCCACUGCGAGAUUCGUGCUUAGCAUUAUGAAAGGUCUCUUCGAAAAGCCCACCUUCAUAGACAGCGCGCUGGUUGAGCAAAACGAACCAGAGCAAUGCUACAACAUGCGGAUCUGCGCCACCCCGGUCACCGUGGGCAAAGAAGGCAUCAUAGAGUAUGCGAUACCCAAGCUGAAUGAGACUGAAACUUUACUUUUGGAGGAUUCCAAGUGCGAUUUAGAAGAUAUGUUAAACCUGGGCAGUUGCUACGCAAUGGGCGACGAGUACUGUCUGCACCCCUGCAAGAUGUCUCCCUGCUGUUACUAUCCCCCUCCGUGCAAAGUGUGUAAACCAUGUGAAAUACCAAGUUGGUUGAACGGCACGUUGCUUCGAAAUGGCCCCGGAUCUCUCAAAGUUGGUUCCAUGAGGUUUAAACAUCUAUUCGAUAGUGCUGCGCUGCUACAUAGGUUCAGAAUCCAAGAUGGCCGCGCAACAUACCAAUGCCGCUUUCUGCGGUCCAACACAUUCAAACGCAACCGGGCCGCCAACCGCAUCGUUGUAACGGAGUUUGGUACACAAGCCGUACCAGACCCUUGCCAUACGAUAUUCGACAGAGUUGCGGCACUUUUCAAGCCAGGCGACUCUAUGUCCGACAAUGCUAUGAUCUCGCUCUACCCAUUUGGAGACCAGAUGUACGCUUUUACUGAAGGACCAGUGAUUCAUAGAAUAGAUAAAGAAACAUUGGACACUGUGGAGAGGAAGGAUCUGACGGACUGUGUCGCUCUUGUUAACCACACGUCACAUCCUCAUGUGAUGCCGAACGGUGAUGUGUAUAACGUGGGAAUGUCAAUAGUUAAGGGCAGCUUGCGGCAUGUGGUAGUCAAAUUCCCCUACACGGAAAAAGGAGACAUGUUCAAAGAAGCCCACAUAGUCGGUGGGGUGAAGUCUCGCUGGAUGAUGCACCCGGCUUAUAUGCAUACAUUUGGUAUAACGAAGAAUUACUUUGUGAUAGUCGAGCAACCUAUGUCCGUCUCGCUUUACAGCGUGGUGCGUAACCAACUGAGCAAUCAGCCGCUCGCGUCAAGUCUUAAAUGGUAUCCAGAGCACAAGACUCACGUGGUCCUCAUUAGUCGCCGUACCGGCAAAGAAGUGAAACGGUAUUAUACAGACACGCUGUUCUUCCUGCACAUCAUCAACUGUUUCGAGGAGGAUCGCAAUCUUAUAGUUGACAUCUGCGCGUAUAAGGAUGCCAAGGUCCUGGACGCUAUGUACAUACAUGCUAUAGAAUCCAUGCAAAGCAAUGCAGACUACGCAGGGUGGUUCCGCUCUAGGCCCAAGCGGUUAGAAAUAAGUCUGGACUCGCCACUUUUGACUUACGUAGAGCCUAAACUACUCGCAGAUUUGGGCUGCGAAACGCCAAGGAUACAUUACGCUCUUCAUAACGGUCGUCCGUAUAGAUAUUUCUACGCCAUAAGUUCGGAUGUAGAUGCUGAGCAUCCCGGUUUAAUCAUCAAAGUUGAUACCGUGACAGGAGAAACUAAAACUUGGUGGGAAACGGACUGUUAUCCCAGCGAACCUGUAUUCGUACCUGACCCCGAUGCCAAGGAAGAAGACGAAGGUGUGAUACUCUGCGCUUUGGUUUUCGGCAAAGAUGAAUGCUUAACCGGACUGCUGGUACUAGAUGCUGUGACACUGACAGAGUUGGGUCGGGCUACCUUCCAGACACCUUCGGCGGCGCCCAAGUGCUUGCACGGAUGGUUCCUGCCCAACUCCUUUUAAAUCAACAAUCAAUCUCAUCUCUAAAUAAAAGAAAAUUAUAUUUGACGACUUCCCUGGCGUAAC
This is a messenger RNA of Pararge aegeria (speckled wood butterfly), 2709 nucleotides long. RefSeq names its product carotenoid isomerooxygenase-like. Lineage: Eukaryota; Metazoa; Arthropoda; Insecta; Lepidoptera; Nymphalidae. The record is from RefSeq and is a predicted model, not a curated record. The coding region runs from base 25 to 2646 and encodes 873 amino acids. The transcript is spliced from 19 exons. Gene Ontology annotation, molecular function: carotenoid dioxygenase activity; oxidoreductase activity, acting on the CH-OH group of donors, NAD or NADP as acceptor; beta-carotene 15,15'-dioxygenase activity. Gene Ontology annotation, biological process: retinal metabolic process; carotene catabolic process.